Molecule: messenger RNA, 1897 nt
Organism: Pneumocystis carinii B80
Lineage: Eukaryota; Fungi; Ascomycota; Pneumocystomycetes; Pneumocystales; Pneumocystaceae
Exons: 4
Coding region: 499-1851 (450 amino acids)
Source: RefSeq, a predicted model, not a curated record
GUUUUAAGGUGAUUUAAAUGAACUAGAAUCAAAUUUUUUAAGGAAUGGAAGAGACGACAGUUUUACGUUGUCUUUCUCUUAUGAAAUCUAAAGAGGAUACAUCAAAAUUUGUAGCGAUUUCUAUAUUACCAUCUAUACUUUCUAAAAAACCAUCAUUAAGUUAUGAAUGUUGGGAGGCAAUGGACUUUAAAUGGAUUGAUAGGUUAUUAAGAUCAAGUGGAGGAACAGAAGAAUCAUCAGAAUAUAAGAUUCUUGCAGUAAAUAUUCUUAUUUCAUUUGCAUCAUUUCCAAAACUAUCAGAACAUCCAGAUAUGAUUAAUCGAAUACCUUGUUUAAUAUCUAUAUUAGAAGGAAGGAAAGGGAAUUAAUGUUUGAGAAGGAAAAUUAAAGGAAUUUAGGGAUGUUUCAUUUAUAGAUUCUACAUUGGACUUGCUUACAAUAUUAUCACAGUCAAAACAGGGUGCAUUGAAGAUAUUAGAAUGUCAACAGUGUAGAAAUAUGAAUAAUUUUAUUGAAACAUUAGAUGAAGUACUAUUUGAAAAGAUGAUUAAUAUGAUGAAACAUGCAUGUAUAAAAUCAGUAUCAGAUAUGGAGGAGAUUAACUUUAAAUUAUCACUCAAAAAAUGUAUAAAUGAUAUGAUAAAUAUUCUAGAAAAUAGCAAAGGCAAAAAAAGAUUAAUUAUGUUUUCUUUUUUUAAUAACGUAUUUUCAAAUAUAAAUACAGGAAUUUGUAAUGCUCUGAUUAAAAAUGUGGAAAUCAAAAAAGCAUUAUAUAAUAAUUUACAUACACUUAUAAAAGAAGAUCAAUCUGAUUCUACUCGGAAAAUGACAUCAAAUCUUUUAUGUUUAAUGCUUCGUUUACAGAAUCUUGAAUUUAUAUUAUCAUCUGCAUCAAAUGAAGAAGAAGCUAGGACUUUUUGUGUACUAUUUACUAAUUUAGCAUCAGUGGAUAUCAGAUCAAUAUUACCUACUGUAAUGAAGAAAUUAACAUCUCAAGAUAUUAACGAAGAAUCUCACAGACUUUCAACAGAUUAUGAAAUUUUGGAGUCUAUGAUCAUUUAUCUUUCAAAUUCAGAAACAGUGAUUUUUCAAUUUUCAGAAUUGUUGCUUUUGCAAAGAUCAUUUAAAGAAGCAUUUGAAGAAUCAAUAGAUUUUUUAAAAGAUAGGUGGGAUAAUUUUAAUAAAAAUAAAAAUUCAUUGAAAAAUGAUCCUGAAAUUUUUGACGAUCUAAUUGUAAUUUCAUCUGUAAGAUCAUUAUGCUUGUGGUUAAAAGAAGACGACAGUUUAAGAAAAUAUGCGAUAUCUAUAAUGGAUAUGUUUAUGUAUUUAUGGAAUAAAAAAAAUACAUCUGAUAUUGAUUAUCGAUUAUGGAUAUGUGAUGGAUUACAAGGAAUAAUUACUACAGAAGAGGGAUGGAAUAGUUUUCAUAACUUGGGAAUUUGGAAUGUAAUUUCUACCGAUCUCAUAAAAAACGAAUUGGAAGAAUCAGAUCAUUCAUGUAUAUAUACCAAGCUAUCAGAAUGCGACUUAUUGCUCCAAGCUAUAGAAAGAUAUCAAAAUCCUCAGGAAAACUGGAUUGACAUAAUUAAACAUCCAAAAAAAAUCAACAAAAAUGAUCCUCUUAAAGCAGAAUUUCUCAUUAAAAUAAUUAUUCUUAGUUUAAUUAUCUUUCAAAAAUUAGGAAAACAUUUUUCAAAGCAAAAUGAACAGCUUUUUUCUGAGCAUCUAGAAAUAUCACUAACAUGGAUACAUUUCCUCGACUCAAAAAAACUCAAUUGUUCUUGGACUAUUCCUAUAGAACUAAAAGACAAAAUGCUCAUUCAUCUACAAGAUUUACAUUCUUUGAAAUAAUUCAUAUAUCUAUUUAACAUACAUAUAUACAUAUAUACAUAUAUAU